Molecule: messenger RNA, 306 nt
Organism: Psilocybe cubensis
Lineage: Eukaryota; Fungi; Basidiomycota; Agaricomycetes; Agaricales; Agrocybaceae
Exons: 3
Coding region: 1-306 (101 amino acids)
Source: RefSeq, a predicted model, not a curated record
AUGGAUUUACACCUCCUGAUCUCAGACGACGACGACGACGCUAAUGCGAACCGUGAUGCUGAGUUGAAGCGUGGGCAGAUACUGAUGAAAUGGACGCGCGCACCCGUGCCUGCGCGUGGGUGUAUCGGUGCCAAUGGUGAACGCAGCGCAAAGGCAUUCAAUUCAAAAUUCGCAGCUGCGGAAACGCCGGUGAACGAGAGCGGUGGUGGGAAUGCGAAAUCCCAAUCGGUCACUGCUCACCCCGCGGUCCAAGCUGUUACAUGUCGCAUUGGUGCUGCGGCGGGCCAGCUUGUGGCGAGUGUGUAG